AUGGCGGGGCAGCAGUUUCAGUACGAUGACAGCGGGAACACCUUCUUCUACUUCCUCACCUCCUUCGUGGGGCUCAUCGUGAUCCCGGCCACAUACUACCUCUGGCCCCGAGACCAGAAUGCCGAGCAAAUUCGAUUAAAGAAUAUCAGAAAAGUAUAUGGAAGAUGUAUGUGGUAUCGAUUACGGUUAUUAAAGCCCCAGCCAAAUAUUAUUCCUACAAUAAAGAAAAUAAUUCUGCUUGCAGGAUGGGCAUUAUUCUUAUUCCUUGCGUACAAAGUUUCUAAAACCGACCGAGAAUAUCAGGAAUAUAAUCCUUAUGAAGUAUUAAAUUUGGAUCCUGGGGCAACAGUAACAGAAAUUAAGAAACAAUAUCGUUUGCUGUCACUUAAAUAUCAUCCAGAUAAAGGGGGUGAUGAAGUUAUGUUCAUGAGGAUAGCAAAAGCUUAUGCAGCUUUAACUGAUGAAGAGUCCCGGAAAAAUUGGGAAGAGUUUGGAAAUCCAGAUGGACCUCAAGCCACAAGCUUUGGAAUAGCCCUGCCAGCUUGGAUAGUUGACCAGAAAAAUUCAAUUUUGGUUUUACUUGUAUAUGGAUUGGCAUUCAUGGUCAUCCUUCCAGUUGUUGUGGGGUCUUGGUGGUAUCGCUCAAUACGCUAUAGUGGAGACCAGAUUCUAAUACGCACCACACAGAUUUAUACAUAUUUUGUUUAUAAAACUCGAAAUAUGGAUAUGAAACGUCUUAUCAUGGUUUUGGCUGGAGCCUCUGAAUUUGAUCCUCAGUAUAAUAAAGAUGCCACAAGCAGACCAACAGAUAAUAUUCUCAUACCUCAGCUAAUCAGAGAAAUUGGCAGCAUUAAUUUAAAGAAGAAUGAACCUCCACUUACAUGUCCAUAUAGCCUGAAGGCGAGAGUUCUUUUACUGUGUCAUCUUGCUAGAAUGAAAAUUCCUGAGACCCUUGAAGAAGAUCAGCAAUUUAUGCUGAAAAAAUGCCCUGCCCUACUUCAAGAAAUGGUUAAUGUAAUCUGCCAACUAAUAAUAAUGGCUCGGAGCCGUGAAGAAAGGGAGUUUCGUGCUCCAACUUUGGCAUCCCUAGAAAACUGCAUGAAGCUUUCUCAGAUGGCGGUGCAAGGCCUUCAGCAGUUCAAGUCUCCCCUUCUGCAACUCCCUCACAUUGAAGAGGACAAUCUUAGAAGGGUUUCUAAUCAUAAAAAGUACAAAAUUAAGACUAUUCAGGAUUUGGUGAGUUUAAAAGAAACAGAUCGUCAAUAUCUAUUGCACUUCCUAGAAGAUGAAAAAUAUGAAGAGGUUAUGGCUGUGCUUGGGAGUUUCCCACAUAUAACUAUGGACAUAAAAUCACAAGUAUUGGAUGAUGAAGACAGCAACAACAUCACAGUAGGAUCCCUAGUUACAGUAUUGGUUAAAUUGACAAGGCAAACAAUGGCAGAAGUAUUUGAAAAGGAGCAGUCCAUCUGUGCCGCAGAGGAACAGCCAGCAGAAGAUGUGCAAGGCGAUACUAACAAGAACAGGACAAAAGGAGGAUGGCAACAGAAGAGUAAAGGACCCAAGAAAACCACUAAAUCAAAAAAAAAGAAAACUGUAAAAAAAAAACCUAUACCUAUUCCCUUAUCACAAUCAAAGCAACAGAAACAAAAGCAAGCAAAUGGAGUCAUUGGGAAUGAAGCUGCAGUAAAGGAAGAUGAAGAAGAAGUUUCUGACAAAGGCAGUGACUCUGAAGAAGAAGAAAAUAGAGACUCCCAGAGUGAAAAAGAGGAUGGUAGUGACAGAGACUCCGAUAGAGAGCAAGAUGAAAAACAAAACAAAGAUGAUGAAGCAGAGUGGCAAGAAUUACAACAAAGUAUACAGCGAAAGGAACGAGCUCUACUGGAAACCAAGUCAAAGAUAACACAUCCUGUUUAUAGUCUUUACUUUCCUGAGGAAAAACAAGAAUGGUGGUGGCUUUAUAUUGCAGAUAGGAAGGAGCAGACACUAAUAUCUAUGCCAUAUCAUGUGUGUACACUGAAAGAUACAGAAGAGGUAGAACUGAAGUUUCCUGCACCAGGCAAGCCUGGAAAUUAUCAGUAUACAGUGUUUUUGAGAUCAGACUCCUAUAUGGGUUUGGAUCAGAUAAAACCUUUGAAGUUGGAAGUUCAUGAGGCUAAGCCUGUGCCAGAAAAUCAUCCACAGUGGGAUACAGCAAUAGAGGGGGAUGAAGACCAGGAGGACAGCGAGGGCUUUGAAGAUAGCUUUGAGGAAGAGGAAGAAGAAGAGGAAGACGAUGACUAAGCAAGACUACAAAUGGACCAUAUUUGCACAUGUUUGCAAUUUUUUGCUGUUUUGGAAGUGUAUAAUAAACCAGAAACAGUGCAGAACUGAUGUUGAGGGAGGUAUUCUUUCCUAGAAAUGGAUGCAUAAUAUAACAUAGGCAGUGCUGGUGCCUUGGUACAGUCUGAAAAAUGCUUAAGGCUUGUUAAAGCCUUUCAAGUAUGGGAGGGUGCAUUUACUUCAUUUGCAAAUGAUAAUAAACCCUUUGUUAUAAUGUCCAGAAGUGUGGGCUAUGUAUUAUCUGAUCAAUUUAUGGUCCCAGUAAAAGAAAAAGUACAUGAAAAACAGUCUAUAAAUGAGCAACUUCUUUGUUCAGUUUUAGUUUUAGCAAACAAAGUAUGAUAAACAUCACUCUGUUUUAAGUAACAUCUGCUCAAGUUUUCAUCUUGGUAAGCGCUAUCAUUUAUUGACAUUUUGCAGUGAUACAAGAUUAUUUAUCACAGUUCCAUUUAUAGCUUUAAACUUUUUAUUUUUAGCUGUCAUCAUCAUAAGUUGGCAUUCUCUCACAUUCCACAUUAAAUAGAGGGCUACAUUUUGGGAUUUUCCUUUCUUAAUUUCCCAGAGUUAAUAGACAGAUUAUUAAAAUGGCUUUUAAUGGCUUAAAACAUUUUUAAGCCUCUGUUUGAGCAGAUCAAUGCAGGAUCUAGUUCUUUUAUAAGCUAUAGAUCUAAAAAUGAUUGUGGGACCAUAUGUUCUCUGAUGUGGUGACUUAGGUUAUUAAACCUUUUUUUAAAGGUUCAUUAUAAAAGCUGAAACACAUUCAUAGCUUUUAAUCUACCUGAUUUUAUCACAAGCCUUUUAAGGAAAAAUAUAUAUAAAUGCAGAGGAGGCAUUUUUUGUAUUCAUUUUGGACUCCUGUCAAUAAAAUAGAAGUUUGACUCGUUUUACGUUUGUAAUGGUGUGUGUCUUUUUACUCCCAGAGAAAGGAUAUAAUAGGAUAAUUCUUUUAUUUUCCAACUAAAAAUUUAAUAUUGUACAUUACUGCUGAAGUGACUGCUCUUCCUGUAUACCAUAGAAAACCCACCAACGGGAGGAUUUUCCCUCUCACGCUACAUCCUAGAAGGAGAGUGCUCAUAAAGAGUAGGAAUGUAUACGUGAUGAAUCGUUGAAGUAAGAUGAUUAUUUUCAUGACUAGGUAUGGAGGCAGCAUAAGUUUCUAAUAUUAUAGGACUGAUUGCAAUAAUACUGUCCUAUCAAAAUCUUCAUAGGCCAAAGUACUAUCGGAAUACUAAUUUGUGACCUUGUGUAUUUAAAAGUUUGCCACUUUCCAUGCAGAAUUAGUACUGGUAUUUUGUUACUCCAGUAAUUGGAAAUAAAACUUGAAAAUUACCAGAAACAUGAAUGUUUUUGGGGGUUCUAAAUUUAAGAUGUAUUCUUUUCUGAGAUACAGUGAAAGUAGUUUUUCCAUUGGAACUUUAAUCACCUGUUUUUCUUUUUUAAAGGUGUGAGACCCUUCCUUGGCAGGCAGGAGUGCCAUUGAGGAUUUGUUUCAUUUUACAAGUCAGGAGUGGGUUUAAUUUUUGAGUCAGGUUUUACUGGGAAGCUCCGGUGGCAGGGGAGGCAGCUGGUGGUGGUGGAAGGGAGUGAGCCAGCCUGUAGCAUCUGUGAAAGGGGAGGCUAGAGAACGCGUGUGGCGUGAAGGCAAAGUGAGCAAACCAAACAGUGUGUAACAUGCAUAGGUCAUGAUUCUCGUGAAAAAUUCUUCCAAGAAAGGAAUGCCUAUUCUAUUGGCUGUUUUCUCUUAAAGAGGCUUUAUCAGUUUAUUGAAAUAACUGGCUUCUUUCUGUUUGACUCUAGUAAGGAUGAUUUCACAACCCAGUAACUCCCCACAGUGCUCACCACAACAGCAUCACCUCAACCCACCACUUGGUUUUCCCUUGCCCUUCUGGUGAUAUACAGGGUGGGGCAAAAGUAGGCUUACAGCUGUUCAUAUGGAAAAUAAUGCAAUAAUUAAUAAAUAAUACAAUAAUAAACUCUGUUUCAUGUACUCACAACUAUAAACCUACUUUUGCCCCACCCUGUAUGUGUACUUCCUGAUAAGAUAAGUACAUUUUUCUCUAAUGAGUACAUUAAGUAAACUCUUUCCAUACCACAGUAAUGAAAGCCUUGAGCCUUCAGGUUAUGGUUCAUCUUUCCAACAAGUCUGGAAACUGCAUCCCAUUUUUCUUUCCCUUAACUGAGAUUUACUAGUGAGAACUGACUUAAAUGUACCCUGGUUUGCAUUUAAUCUAAUGGAAACCCUUACUGAGUGUAGUUCACGUUUUUGUUCCCAUCAAGAAAGUGACAUUUUGUCAACAGGAUACAUGAACAUAUAGGUGAAAACAGUGUGGGUAUACAAAGUGAAACAUUAUAAAAUUAAGUUGCAUAAUAUUUUUAUCUUUGUAAUUGGUGAAGUUCCUAUUAAAACAAAAAGCUCUCCCAAGGGGAAACCACAAUUAAAAGUCUAGCAGUUGUAAAUGUUAGGGUUAUAAAACUUGAGGCCCCACGCUGCCUUCUAUGUGCAUAACUCAAUCUCAAAGUCAGAUGUUCAUGUCCUUUAAAAUUUUUGGUCAGUUUUUUAAAAUUAAGGGGCACAUUGAAUGAGGUUGUAUAGAAUAAAUGUUCUGUUGUGUUUCUCAGCUUGCACUGAGAGGUGAAGGACCAGCCUGUCAAUCCGAAUUGCUCCACUCUGUGGUGGGAAGCUUAGGCCCUGGGGGAAGCAGAGCUGGAGAAGGGGAGGGGACGGGAGAGAGGUGUUGAAUGCAGUGAGGCUCUGAGCAUAUUAUUAUUCCUCACCCGAGGAUAUGUGUAUUGAUUUGAGAGAGAGAGAAACAUCAAUCAGCUGCCUCCUGUACACACCCCAAUCGGGAUUUGAACCCGUGACCUCGGUAUGUGCCCUAAUCAGGCAUCAAACCCACAGCCUUUUUGGUGUACAGCCACUGGCUGGGGCUGAGCAUAUUAUUCUUGAUCACAAUCCUUAUCCGGUUACUUGUUUCAGCCAGUCAAAACCAGAUAUUGGAACGUUCUUUAGCAACAAUCCUUUCAAAUGGAAUUCAGCACUUCUGAUAGUUUUUGGGGAUUGUUGAUCAUCAUUCAUUGCAUAUUUACUGAGUGUCUGUGUGCCUGAGUCUGUGAUUGGAUACUGGGGCUAUGAAAAAAAAAUUUGUAUUUUCUUUUUUAAAAAAUUAUUUAUUGAUUGAUUUUAGAGAGAAAGAAAGAAACAUUCAUUUACUCCACCUCUGAAUUCAUUGGUUGAUUGCAGUAUAUCCUUUAAGCAGGGAUCAAACCCGCCACCUUGGUGUGUAGGACAAUGCUCUAACCAGUCAGGGCAAGAAUUUGUGUUCCUAAGGACUCACUAGUAUCAGGGCAGAUGUGUGGCAAUCUAUUUUAAUCCUUUAGCAUUAGCUAAUAUCCAUUGUUUGGAAUGUCUUUUUUUUCAGUCUGUAGGCAGAGGGAUUAUAUUUUUCGGUGCUAGCUGUUUAUUGGCUUAAAAAAGAAAGCAAAUCCUCGACCUUUCUUUAAAGCAUUUUUCUCCCCAAAUAUUCUUACUCAACUCCUUGAAAUCCCCUAUUAUAGUCUGCCUUAAAGUGAAACAGCCUAACAGUGAACCAUAAUGUGACAUUUUACCAGCUGUGUUGUGAUUAAUCCAAAUACAUCUUAAGAAGUUAACAUUAAGCAUCUUUACAUAUUUAAACUUGAUGCUAGGGCUAUUUUGCAAAACUUAAAAAAAAAAAAAAA
Molecule: messenger RNA, 6036 nt
Organism: Myotis myotis
Lineage: Eukaryota; Metazoa; Chordata; Mammalia; Chiroptera; Vespertilionidae
Gene: SEC63
Product: SEC63 homolog, protein translocation regulator
Exons: 21
Coding region: 1-2280 (759 amino acids)
Biological process (GO): SRP-dependent cotranslational protein targeting to membrane; post-translational protein targeting to endoplasmic reticulum membrane
Cellular component (GO): Sec62/Sec63 complex
Molecular function (GO): transmembrane protein transporter activity; RNA binding
Source: RefSeq, a predicted model, not a curated record